AUGGUGGAUUGGGAUCCAGUGGUGAUAGCAGUGGUGUUGUUUGUGUUACUAAGUCCAAGCUUGUUGUUUCAAGUACCAGGAAGGAACAGAGUGCUGGAGUUUGGGAACAUGCAUACUAGUGGUGUAUCUAUUUUGAUUCAUACAAUCAUCUUUUUUGGACUCAUUACAAUCUUUCUUAUUGCCAUUGGUGUUCAUAUCAACACUAGUUAA
Messenger RNA from Lathyrus oleraceus (garden pea), 210 nucleotides. RefSeq lists its product as uncharacterized. Lineage: Eukaryota; Viridiplantae; Streptophyta; Magnoliopsida; Fabales; Fabaceae. Bases 1 to 210 code for a protein of 69 amino acids. The transcript has a single exon. The record is from RefSeq and is a predicted model, not a curated record.